Messenger RNA from Planococcus citri (citrus mealybug), 1784 nucleotides. Its product is annotated as sialin-like. Gene Ontology annotation, biological process: monoatomic anion transport; transmembrane transport. Gene Ontology annotation, cellular component: membrane. The record is from RefSeq and is a predicted model, not a curated record. Lineage: Eukaryota; Metazoa; Arthropoda; Insecta; Hemiptera; Pseudococcidae. The transcript has 10 exons. Gene Ontology annotation, molecular function: transmembrane transporter activity. Bases 123 to 1595 code for a protein of 490 amino acids.
UAUCACACAGGUUAUUACAUAUGUAUCGUAAAUUAGAUACACAGGUGUGUGUUGUUCUGUAGUUUGACUUCAACAGUCCUCAUACCUACCUACACAAAAUUCAGUCAAAAAAAAAAACUCCUAUGAAUUCUUCUCCAUACCGCGAUACAGUCACGUCAACUGAGUUACUGCGAUGUCCCAAAAGACCACAAAGGCAAGAUGUUUUGGAUUCCGAAGGCAUAAAAUUAUGGGGUUCGAGACGUCUGCUGGUAGUGACAUUCGUGUUCUUUUGCCAUUUUUAUUUGUUCAUGCUGCGAGGAAACUUGAGCAUAGCGAUUGUGGAGAUGACAUCUGAGAAGAACAUUUCUAUAGGAGAUAAAAUCAUCACCCAAAAACCGGAGUUUGCAUGGGAUAUGAAAACCAAAGGAUGGGUACUGAGUUUAUUUUCCUACGGAUUCUGUUUCGGUUUCAUUGGAGGAUUUCUAACGACAAAAUACGGUGGCGUGACAAUCUGCGGAGUUGGAAUUUUAACAACGGCUAUUUUAACGAUGUUAUCACCUCUGGCACUUCGCACGAAUAUUUAUUUAUUUGGAGUUGGUCGAAUGGCCGAAGGAUUUUUUGAAAGUUUUGCCUAUGCCAGUACAUGCGAUAUAUUCAGUAGAUGGAUCCCGAAGCAUGAAUUACCAAAAAUUGUGGCUUUCAGUUUCACCGGGUAUCAUGUGGGUGCAGCUGUAACAUUCCCUGUAUGUGGUUUCAUCGCUCAAUAUUGGGGAUGGUCGAUGAUAUUUUACUUCUCAGGAUCUAUCGCAAUAAUAUGGAGCAUUUUAUUCUUCCUGAUGGUUCGUAAUGAUCCAUCGCAAGAUGAACGAAUUUCAGCUAGUGAAUUACGAUACCUCACUGAAAUGCAAGUUAGAGAUCGUAAAACCAUUACAUACCCUUGGAGAAAGAUUUUCACGUCUAAGGCACUGUGGGCCUUAUGUUUAAAUAAGAUCGCCUAUAGCUGGGCUCAGAUGACCAUGGUUUUUUGUUUUCCCCUCUACAUAAAAGACAUUACCAACAAGGAUGUAGCUCAAGUAGGAGUUCUAUCAGGUAUUCCCAAUGUGGCGAAUGUCUUUAUAACUCCUAUAGCAGGAUUGAUAAUAAGCCACUUGCAAAACAACCUCGGUUAUGAUGCCUCUCAAGUACAAAAAUCAACUCUGACUGUUGGAUUGCUGGUGGCAGGUGUGUUGUUUUUCAUUGUCGGAUUUUCUAAUUUCGUUGUGUCUUUAAUAUGCUCCGUAUUUAUUGUCAUCUCUCUCACAAUACAAGUUACAGUCGUGCAAUUGGUAGUUAUUGGAAUAUCACGAGACCACGCUGGUUUUGUGGCUGGUGUAUCUGCAUUCUGGUUUUCUGCUAGCUCUAUAGUAGCUCCAUUAUCUAUUGGAUACAUUGUUGUCAAUCAUACUUGGGAGGAAUGGUGCGGCUGUUUCGCGUUGAGUGGAAGUGUUAUGAUAUUUACAGCUAUCAUAACAGUGUUUUAUGGAUCCAGCAACGAUCAAGGAUGGUCAUCGAGAAAUCAGAACAAAGAUGUUGAAAUCAAUACCAAAAGCGAAACUUUGCUACAGCCAAACGAAUGAUUAUUUUCGGAGGAAACGUCCUCAUUUUUAUUGAUGUGUAACAAUUGGACCAUAUAUAUAUUAUUGUAGCCUAAUUUAUUAAUAAAUGAUGAGACAUGAUAUAAUUAUACCUAUCAAAUUUAUUUUUUAUUUAUUUUUAUGUAAUUUGGAAUUUAUCAAUUAUCAAAACAAUAAAACAAACGAAUGAUA